Molecule: messenger RNA, 7729 nt
Organism: Spodoptera frugiperda (fall armyworm)
Lineage: Eukaryota; Metazoa; Arthropoda; Insecta; Lepidoptera; Noctuidae
Product: putative fatty acyl-CoA reductase CG5065
Exons: 13
Coding region: 453-2033 (526 amino acids)
Biological process (GO): long-chain fatty-acyl-CoA metabolic process
Cellular component (GO): peroxisome
Molecular function (GO): alcohol-forming very long-chain fatty acyl-CoA reductase (NADP+) activity
Source: RefSeq, a predicted model, not a curated record
CCAGUUUAUCCAGUUCAGAGACAAAAUGGCUACUCGACGGACCGUCUCCAAUUGAUUUUUUUCCCUACUAAACUAGUACCACACACAUUAAACCUGACCGUGUUAAAAUUAUUUAUUUCAAAUUCACCGUGCGUCAUAUGUUUCGUUUGUGUAAAAAUAAAUUGUGUUUCUAUCGCAGGUUAUAAUUGUGCCGUGUUCCUUAGUAUAUAUGUUAAAUUCGUCGGUUUUUCUAACAAAUGUAUAGACUUCAGUGUUCCAUGUCAGCCAGGAGUCGUUCCAGUAUAUGUUUAAACAAACAACCAUGUUGAUACAAGUAACGACCUGUUGAUAAACACCGGAUAACAACUUGGCGACCAGUGAAAACCUGUACAUAAUUGGGGGGAGGCUAGACAAGUUUUGAUGUAUUUAGCAAGUAUUAGAGCGUGUGAAUUGUGAAAGGAAAGUUUACAAAUAUGGCGUCCUGUUUGUCUGGUGGGCAUUAUGUGCCCGGGAGCAAGGAGUAUGUGCCCGUCGCGGAGUUUUAUGCAGACAAGUCAGUUUUUGUGACCGGCGGCACCGGGUUUAUGGGGAAGGUAUUGGUCGAAAAACUGUUAAGAAGUUGUCCAAAAAUUAAGAAGAUCUACCUUCUGAUGCGGCCGAAACGAGGCCAGGACGUCGCGUCACGUCUCACCGAACUAACACAGUCACCGUUGUUCGAGACCCUACGGAGAGAGCGGCCCCAAGAGUUGAACAAGAUAGUCCCGAUAGUCGGCGAUAUCACCGAGCCGGAAUUAGGCAUCAGCGCUGCAGAUCAGACCAUGCUUUGUCAGAAGGUAUCAGUGGUGUUCCACUCGGCUGCGACUGUGAAGUUCGACGAGAAACUCAAACUGUCUGUCACCAUCAACAUGUUGGGCACGCAACAGCUGGUCCAGCUCUGUCAUCGCAUGCUUAACCUUGAGGCCCUAGUCCACGUAUCGACAGCAUACUGCAACUGUGAACGCGAGCGAGUGGAGGAGACGGUGUACGCGCCGCCCGCGCACCCCGAGCACGUGGUCACGCUCGUGCAGACCCUGCCUGACGACCUCGUCGAUAGAAUCACACCGGAUUUAGUCGGUGACCGGCCUAACACAUACACAUUUACAAAGGCUUUAGCAGAGGACAUGCUUAUAAAGGAAAGUGGGAACCUGCCAGUAUCCAUCGUACGACCUUCUAUCGUGCUCUCAUCUCUCCGAGAGCCGGUAAAAGGUUGGGUUGACAAUUGGAACGGUCCCAACGGUAUCAUAGCGGCUGUGGGCAAGGGGAUAUUCCGUACGAUGCUCGGGACAGGCACGAAGGUCGCGGACCUGGUGCCUGUCGACACCGUCAUCAACCUAAUGAUUGUUUGCGCGUGGAGGACGCAUUUGAGACGAGGUGAGGGAGUAGUGGUGUACAACUGUUGCACCGGCCAGCAAAACCCCAUCACGUGGCAGCGCUUCGUCAAAACCAGCUUCAAAUACAUGCGGAAACAUCCGUUUAAUGAGGUGCUAUGGUACCCCGGAGGUGACAUCACCAGUAACAGGCUGAAGCACGGCACGUUGUCGCUGCUGCAGCAUCGCGCGCCCGCCGCCAUCAUGGACCUCGUCUCCACAGCCACCGGCAAGAAACCUAUGAUGGUCCGUGUUCAGAACAAGUUGGAGAAGGCGGCGGCGUGCCUCGAGUACUUCACCACGCGUCAGUGGGCAUUCGCAGACGACAACGUGCAAGCACUCUGCGCGUCACUCUCGCCUGAUGACCGCAGGACUUUUGAUUUCAACGUGCGCAACAUCGACUGGGACGCGUACAUCGAGUCGUACGUGCUCGGUAUCCGGAGGUUCCUCUUCAAAGAGAGCCCUGACACACUGCCCAAGUCCAGAGCCGUGUUGCGAAGAUUACACAUAGUCCACAUCCUAACCCAAGUGGCGACCGUGUUCUUCCUAUGGAGAUUCCUGUUCUCACGCUCGAACGCGCUCCGCUCCAUCUGGCGGCGCGUCCUAGAACUGUUAACGAGGGCAGCUCGACUCUUAGCUAUAGCUUGAUGUUACCGAACGAAGUUCCACUCGUUAACGCCCCUUCGUUCCAAGCUUCCAAUCACGCCACGAUAAAAAAAACAAAUUUUGACAUUUGACAUUUGUUACAAGAUGGCGAUUCCCGCCAAUUCAACAUUGACACCAAUAGAAUUGUUAAGUACACAGGCAAAUAAUUUAGGUAAUAUAUUUUUCUCUUUAAAAGUAAGCUUCUACGGGGCUGUUAUAUUUGCUUCGGGAUCUACACUGUGUUGUGGUGUUACAUUGAACAUAGCUGGGUACUGAGACUUCUAAACUUCUUCCACGUUGUUUCAUGUACAAAAGUUAAGAUUAAAUAGGUCUAAUGUUGUAAAAAUAGUGACAACCUGUCUUCUAUGUAAAAUCUUGUUGAAAUCUGUUCCUAAAGGCACAUUGGCUGGUAACCGAUGCUUUCCAAGGCACAGUGUAUAUCUAAAUACUUCCCAAGCGCUAGGCUACUAGUUACUGAUCGGAUAAGUAAUAGUGAUUCCAAUAAUUUUGUACUUCAACAGCUCAAUAUCUAAACGAUUCAAAUCUGUUAUUGCCUAGUUUUAAUAACAAUAGCGAAUUGUACUCAUGUUGUUGGUGAGAUUAUAUUUUUAAAGUCAGUUGUUGUGCCAAUAAUAAUUUGUUUUUUGGUUGAAUUUAUGCUUCCAUGAAAACUAUCAUUGGGCCCAUCGAUCGGCUUGUAGAUUUGUGGGUCGUAUUCUAAUGUUGAUUCUAUGUAACUGUUGAAAACACUGAAACAUAGUUUCAGUGUUUUCAACAGCUAUAUUCGAUGAAUCAAAUAAUGUGGGCAAUAUUAUGAGGAUUGAUGAUAAGGGAUUCGUAUCGCACGUAACUGACAUGCAGGCGGUGUUUGUAAAUUUUAAGGCUGUUGACGCCUAAAAAGCCAAAGCUAUGUACAUUAUGUUUUUGACUAAAACCGGUUUAUUUUCGUUCUAUAGCCUCGUAUCGACUAAGUAACAUUUGCCACGCAACAUGACGCGUGACAUGUUGUUUAUUUUGAUGUAAAAAUGUUUUAUGAGCAUCAAAUGUCGUGCGGAAACGUAAUGCGCAACUCUAGUUUGUCUGGGGACGUAUUGUUGGAUAAUGUUCCUAGCAAAAUCAUGUGUAGAUCAGACAAUGUUGCUAAACAAACCUUCCGCGCUGUCGUACCAACAUGUUGGGCAUCAUGUUCCGCGGCAAAUGUUGCCUAGUCGAUACUAGGUUUAAGUAAAACAUUGAUUGAAGUUAGCAUUUUUUAAUAGGAACAUUUCGUUUAGCGGACUCUUGUAUAUUUUUUCCAUGAUUGCAAUUAGGAUUUUUGACGGCUCAAUAAUAAAUAGAUGGUUUGUCGAACUAGUCAAAUGCAUUCGUUAAGAACAACUCUUGAUUUAUUUAGUUGAAUGGUUUUGACACAUUGGGGGUUUUCAAUUUUGUGCUCCGUAGGUGGCGCUAGUGAGCCUUAAAGUCUUGUAAGUCAAAUGAGUUUAGAUGACUACACUAGCACCUUUGGCAGCGCAAAAAUCCUGUUUCAUUUUUAAGUAAUAAUUUGAAACUUAAGCUAAAUGUAUGGAGUUGUUCUUGAACGUCUAUCUAAUAUAUAUUGUAUUUAUAUAGGCACCCAUGUUAAAUAAAGAUUCCAAAAGUUUUAUUGUUAAACGAAACGAGUUAGCGAAUAUUUAUGAUGAGUGUGAUUUGUUGUAUCUUCUAAUCGAUCUUCUACUUGUCUUGUGGCUUCAUCGUGAUCAGUAUCAUGAUUGUGUACUGUUGGACUAUGGGCCUCCUCUAAAUAAGAGGUGUUUGUCAUCCUUUCUAUGCCUGGCAGGCGGUUUGGAGAUCAUAGUUCAGGUUUAUCAGAGAGCGCUGCAGCUCGGUCUCUGUCAAAUGUGUAGUCCCUUUGUCGACCGGUGCAAAGAGUAGAGGAGUCUACCGUCAGAAGUUUGUUGAACAUUGACUUUUAUGGACUUUCUGGAUCUUCCAUUGUUAUAUUCAGCUCUGAUAUAGAUGGAUUGGUCAAUAUAAGAAAAGUUUCAGAAUUGUUCACUCUUUCUAGGCAUUUCUUUGGCUUUGUAACAGACACAGAUGAAAUGUUAGAAGUGAUAGUCGAUUGGAAGACGUAACAAAUCAAUGUUAAGAUGGAUUGUGCGAUUUGAUAGCGGCUAGGAGCGGUGUAGUGGUUUGUAUUUGUAAUAUGAAAUGUAGGAAUGCGAUGAAUUAAUGCGGAAUUUUUACUCUCUCGUUAUUAUCGAAAUGAUUUAUCGCAAACGCUAAAAUUCCACGAAGGUUAUUAGUAAAAAUCUUGUUGUUGGAAUGUGAUUUUGUCUUGAAAAUUUUUCCAAUUUUUUCGUCAGUUUUUCGAUCCUUCCUCGGGAGUCGUUAUCAAGGAAUCAUCCAAGUUCCUCAUUCGAUACGCCGGCUCCCGCUAUUCCUUAUUUCGGCUGUAAUAAAGCUCAAUUUCGUAAUCUUCCUAAUUCGCAUGCUAUUUUAAAUGGCUUCUACCGUAAAGUUGUGUGUAAACUGACCAUGACUAUUUAUACGUAACAAUGUUUUGAAAAUAUAGAAGUUCCCAUGUCAUAAAACUUUUGAUAUUUUAGGUAAACGGAUGGGAUGUUGGGAUAUCGAAGUAAUUUUUGUUAUUAUAAAGAAAUGAUGCCCGUGGCCUAUACAGUUAAAAAUAGACAGUUCAAAUAUUAGUUUUUAUCGCAAUAUUUCGUAGUUUUUACAGGAUUUUUUCGUGUUUAUGUGAUCCAGGGGUUUUUGAACAGAUGAGUGACAAUGUUUCAGAAUACAUUUCAUUUGGAUUAUUUUAACCUUUUGCCAAAUGUCAAAGAAGCGUGCCCCGAACACCAAGUUUUAAAUUCAUGUAGUUUGAAGUUCGUUUUGUCAUCUUAUAGAUGAAAUGUUAUAGAAAGUGUUAUAAUAAAAACAGUUAUGAAUGUAAUCAAAAGGUAUGAACAAAAAAAAUUAUCAUACAUGAAGAUGAUUGAAAAAUGUAAUGCUGUUUUUUUUGGCUACUAUGUUCGUCUAUUUAAUUUUUUACAUUAUGGAGGUGCGACUGUGGUGUGCCAGGCAUGUUUUCAUUAGUUUUUGGUACUUGACUGUGGUGGUCAGAUAGUAAAAUUUUCCGUGUAGACAAAACUUCCAAUAAUUUAUUUUAAAUUAUGUAGAAACUCACUGUCACUCUUUUGUUUUCCAAAUAUUCCCCAUCGACAGCAAUAAUUUAAAUUAUUUACCUAUAUGUGGGGUUACCAUUGUUAUAAAUAAUAUUUUCUAGUAAAUAUAAUAUUAAAACAUACCUCAGUAACGAUGGAUGUGCUUAGAAACUUCCAUUAAUGUUGUGGAACAUAUUGUCACGACUAGAUAUAGUGCAGUCAGCUAGAUUUUUAAUUAAAAAAAUAGAUUAAAAAACAUGACAUGGGUCCUUCGGAGCGCUUAGACGGAGCAAGCAAAAAAAAACCUUUAAAAAAAUAUAUUAAUUAAAAAAAUAAAAUUCGUUCCAAAAUGACGCUUCCUUAGUGAUAAUUAAUGUAGGUAUUUAUUGAUUUUUUUAUAUAAAAAAAAUAAUGAUAAUGAUAAUAAAAAUUUUCUGUUUUUUAUCUAUGCUAGUGACCAUGAACAGGCCUGAUGUUUUUUUCCCCUUGGGUACUUAUAACUUGGUUGUUUUCAGAUUCAAGUUAUUGUAAUUCAACAAUAUUUGGUAUAAGCUGUACUCAUUAAGUAAUGCCUAAGUUUUUACGACAUGUUAUUUAAGUGUUAGCAUCUUCUUAUUAUAUAAGUCUAACGCAGAACACUUUGGCUCUCGUAUAAAUUUUUUUCACAACAAACGUAAGUAAAAGACGGUCUGUCUACACGAAAUUGGUGUCGAUUGUAUGUAAUGUAAUUUAAACUGUGUAAACAUGCUGUUAGGAUUCAAAUUAGUGUAUCUUUCUAGCUUAAAUUCAAUUAUCUGUUGCCUAAUUUUUUUUUCUAGAGUUUUCAAUUCAAUCAACUACAUAAAUGUUUUUUUUGUAAGUCAACUGAAAGUGAGCUCGCUUUUAAAAUUAUGUUAGAAAUUUUGACAAACCUCGUUUGCAGAUUGGACAAGCAAUUUUGAAUUCUAUUUCGUCUGUAUAAGGAUGACGUUAAAGGUUGUUUAAUGUAUUUGCAAAAACCAAUCGUUUGUGCAGCUAAUAUGACACUUAUCUCGUAUGAAAUAGAAGUCAAAAUCCAUCAAUGUAACUGCAAAUAGGUUUGUGAAAAUUACUAGUAACGAAAAAUAAUCCGAGUCGACUCCAAUUUCGUGAGCAGCGCCAAUUUUCUUCCAGUGUCGAAUUAAUUUAAGUUUUCUUUAAAAGUGUAAAACUAAUGAAAAAAAUAAACUUAUAGGAUUCCUUUAAAGGGAACGUGAAUUCGAGAAUGGGGGGAAGCAUUGUUUAUUUAUCGAAAUCAUUGACGUGUAAUAAAUAAAUGUUCACUCGUUAAGUCAGUGGGUUCGAUAAAAAACGACUAGUGCUAGUAAUUUGUUUGUUGUCUGUAAGUAUAUUAUAUGUACAUUUUGAAAAAAUACUACAGUCAUAUUGUUAUUAUUUUCGUGAGCUUUCUGUUCGAUAAUUUUUUGUAUUUAAUUAAUAUUUAAGGAAAUAUUGUUCGCGUUUGUUCCAUUCAAAUUGUCCGUACUGACUGGUUUUGUGUAUAUAGAAUUCGUUUUACCCAAAGUUAAAUCCAAAUAUAUACAUGUGGGAUUAUUUUCUCAUUUUUUCGCUAUAUCUCAUAAUGUAGACACGUUUUGGAAUGGUAAGGUUGGCGGUUUUCGAACGAAGAUUCAAUAAUAUGGCGAUCCGUAUUGGCUGAUUUUUAAACGUAAAUUUACUUUUAAUUAGUGUUUAUUGUAAAGGUUUGUAGUAAACGAACCUAGUACGAGUAGAAAUUUAUUCGGAGAUGGUCUUCUUCUACUUUUAAUCGGAGUAGAUAGUUAAAUCUACCAAAAAAACUUAAAUUUAAUAAAAUUUGAACUAAACAAAUAGUACAAAAAUGAUAACGAACCAUGUUGAAUAAAAAAAAUAUAGUUGUUUCUUUAUUUAUAAUUAAUUAUUAAAUUACUUAAUUAAUUAAUUAAAGAAUGUAAAUUGAUUGAGAAAAAAAAUACGUAUAAAACGAUGACGUUUCAAAUUUUAUACGAUCGCGCCAAUUUUUGACAGUUGUUGCAAGAUGGCGGCUGAUGCGUUCGAAAACCGCAUGAUAAUGCUUUAAAAAAAUUGUUUUGCUUAGACGUCAGUCGUUUAUGGCAAUGGUAUUUCAUUAAAACCAUGAUUGGGGAGAUAAAAUCGUGAAGAAUAGGAUAUAUGCUCAAUGGUUGAUGGUCAUCGUUCUGACUGGCUGGGUUAGGCGUCCAAGUAAUUGGAAUCAUUGGAAAAUGGACACUGAAAUAUACUACACAAGGUUUAUUUUCAAGUGACAUCCUUUAUAACACAACCAAUCUUAUUAUAUAGCAAAUCAAGUAAACAUACAUUUAGUUCUGCAUUUAAUAAACACUCAUGCAUUUUAUAAUUUGCAUUUUUGCCAUAGAUGAUUUUGAAAGUUAGAGUGAGAUAACGCUAUACGCUAACGCCCAGCUAGAAAAGGACGGCGAUAGUCCGUAGGCAGGAGAAAACGUGACUCGGUGAUAGGUCGGUAUAUACAUGGGGGGGGUUUAUUAUUCCAUAAUGUAAUAAAACAAAUGUAAAGUU